Messenger RNA from Drosophila yakuba, 1363 nucleotides. Its product is annotated as beta-1,4-galactosyltransferase 3. The record is from RefSeq and is a predicted model, not a curated record. Gene Ontology annotation, biological process: glycosphingolipid biosynthetic process; carbohydrate metabolic process. Gene Ontology annotation, molecular function: N-acetyl-beta-glucosaminyl-derivative 4-beta-N-acetylgalactosaminyltransferase activity. The transcript has a single exon. Lineage: Eukaryota; Metazoa; Arthropoda; Insecta; Diptera; Drosophilidae. The coding region runs from base 108 to 1079 and encodes 323 amino acids.
GCGUCCCUGGUUGUCAGCUGUUAUUCGCCAACCGCCCGCGAGAUUGCGUCCGAAAUUAGGAUGCGGAGUUCCCUAAGAUUGCACUGAGUCAACAGUUCCUGCCAACGAUGUUCGUGCGGCUCUGGGUCCGCAGCUUCCACAUAUAUGAUCUUCUCAUCGCCAUCGGCCUAAUCACGCUCAUCGUUUACCUGUGCCUGCCCUUCCGGUUCGCAUCGCAUUACGACUACAUCGAGGAAUCGAAGAUUGAGGAGGCUCUGGUGCCGCAGGUGACCCGAAAUGUCUCCCUGCAGGAGGCGUUCGAAUGCACCUACUCGGAGAUCAUCGCCGAGAACAGGUUCGUUUACCAUCUCGCCCACUACCACGGAGCGGUGCAGCGGGGCGCGGAGAUUCGUCCGGGCGGCGAAUUCCGUCCAGAAGGAUGUCAGGCUCGCUACAGCACGGCCAUCAUUGUGCCAUACAGGCAGCGCGAGGAGCAGCUGCACGCCUUUCUCACCUACAUGCACAAUUACCUGCCGCAGCAGCUGAUCCACUAUCGGAUUUUCCUGGUCGAACAGUUCGAUCAUAAGCCCUUCAACAGGGCAAUGCUCUUUAACAUUGGCGCCCAGGUGGCUGCGGAGUAUGGAUUUCCCUGCCUGAUCCUUCACGACGUGGACCUUCUGCCAUUGAACUCGGGCCAGAUGUAUGCCUGCUCAGAGCGUCCACGGCACAUGUGCUCUGCCCUGGAUCACUGGCGAUUCCGGCUGCCCUACCGCGGUCUCUUCGGCGGCGUGGUGGCCAUCAACACUGUCCAGUACCAGCAGAUCAAUGGUAUGUCCAAUCUGUAUCAUGGCUGGGGCGGAGAGGACGAUGACCUCUAUGAACGCCUGCAGGCCCUGAACAUCGACAUUUGCCGAUUCGCAAUGGAGUUUAGUGAGUACACCAUGCUGAAGCACAAGCCGGAGCGGCCGAAUGCCAACCGGGUGGCGCUCCUGAGAUCGGCAACUCUGCGCCAGCACUCGGAUGGACUCAACUCACUGGUGUACACGGAACUGGAGCGACGAAUGCACAGUCUGUUUACGCACAUCCUGGUGGACACCUGAGUGCCAGUAUUUGUUAUAUUUAGCUUGUAGGCCAAUCGUUUUCGUAGUCGGUAUCUCGAAGUGUUUUACACUUGGCUGCACUUCGCUUCGCAACCGAUUAGUUGCCGCCUUAGACAAUGCGUUCCAAGUCGAUCGUGAUAUCUCCACUCACUAGGCUAAGAUGCUGGACAGGAAGAAAGGAGUCGAAGCUGUAAUUGAAGUACAAUGCAGAAGCAUCAGAUGAAGCGGAUAUCGCCAUGUUAAGCACGCUCUGCCUCUGCCAAUAAAAGAUGUAUUAAAUAAUA